Pseudogymnoascus verrucosus is the source of this 729-nucleotide messenger RNA. RefSeq lists its product as uncharacterized. The record is from RefSeq and is a predicted model, not a curated record. Bases 58 to 618 code for a protein of 186 amino acids. The transcript has a single exon. Lineage: Eukaryota; Fungi; Ascomycota; Leotiomycetes; Thelebolales; Thelebolaceae.
UGACCCGUCAAACCAGUCUCCCACUUUCUUUGUCAACGAUUUUUCACGUCUUCAGCGAUGUCCAGAACCAUAGAGACUACAACAGCGACGCCGCCGCAGCGAGAUCCAUCGCAGUCUCAUGUCGUGGUAUCAAGAUCACCUCGGCAGUCAGCGUUCUGUGCCAUUUUCACCAUGCUCAUCGCCGUCCUUCUCUUCAACCUCGCCGCUUACACCGUCACCGCCAUAUACACUUCUCUCACGAGCACGCCCACUGUCUUAAGCUCUACCAAACUCCGAGCAAGUGAUUGCGAGUGUCCUCUCCCUCAACAGCAACAAGACUGGCUCGUCCCCGCACCAGCAAUCACCAAACUCUGCUUUAUAGCCAACCUGAUGCUAGGCAUGGCGAGCGGAGCUCUGCUGGUGGUUGCGUUCCUCUGGUGGAUGACAAGUGCGUCAGAGGUGUCUAUCUCUGUGAGGAAUUAUGCACUAAGAUGGGGAAUUGGGGCUGGAAUCGUGGGACUUGUGUUAGUGCAUAUUCUGUUUAUGAAGAGGUUAGUGGAGGGCGGUGGAUUGGUGAUGGCUGUUAAUACUAUUCUGGGCUUGGCUUUGACUGGAUUGGUAUUUGGUACAAUGGAGUGAUCUACAUUUAGGAGCUUGGACUCGAUCUAGAAUUCUCUAGAGAAAAGGAGGUGUUGAGAUGGCUCUUCGGGUACGAUAAAACUGGCUUAUUUAGACAAGCAUCUAAAACCC